Plasmodium gaboni is the source of this 602-nucleotide messenger RNA. Its product is annotated as acyl-CoA synthetase. Gene Ontology annotation, cellular component: endoplasmic reticulum; membrane. Gene Ontology annotation, molecular function: long-chain fatty acid-CoA ligase activity. The record is from RefSeq and is a predicted model, not a curated record. The annotation marks the transcript as partial. NCBI's taxonomy places the organism in Eukaryota, Apicomplexa, Aconoidasida, Haemosporida, Plasmodiidae. The transcript has a single exon.
AUGAAUAUUUUAUUAAGUUUGUUUUUGUUUGUUAUAUAUGUAUUUUAUGUUUUACCAUGUCAAACACAACCUACUAAUAGAAAAAAGCGUUUCGCUGAAAUAUGUAAAAGUGCAGAAAAUAAAAAUGAAUCGAGCGUAUACUGUAUGAAAGAUUAUAAAAUGAAAAGUUCAAUAUAUAAAUAUAAACAUCUUAUGAAUAUUUUUUUAGAUAAAUAUAAAUUAGAUAAUAAUAAUUUGGCAAUAGUCGAGAAUUGUUGCGGAGAAGUAGAAAAUUCUAUAACAUAUGGAAAUUUUUCUAAAAAGGUGUUAUCGUUUAGUCAUUCUUUGAAGACAUAUGAAGGUACAGGUAUUCCAGAAAAAAUAUAUGAUGAAGAAAAAAAUAAUGGAAAAUUUCGAUUAUUAGGAUUAUAUGGUAAUAAUUCAACUAAUUGGUUAAUUACUGAUUUGGCUUGUAUGAUGAGUGGCAUUACAACAUUAGUAAUUCAAUCGAAAUUUAGUAUAGAUAUAAUUGUAGAUAUAUUAAAUGAAACAAAAUUAGAAUGGUUAUGUUUAGAUUUAGAUUUGGUUGAAGGAAUAUUAAAUCGUAAAAAUGAUUUGCCAUA